Messenger RNA from Symbiodinium sp. CCMP2592, 3654 nucleotides. NCBI's taxonomy places the organism in Eukaryota, Dinophyceae, Suessiales, Symbiodiniaceae. The record is from the annotation of a GenBank genome assembly.
AUGACGAGUUUCGUCAAGCCUGAGAAUGCCUUGAAGCGAGCGGAGGAGCUUCUCGAAGUGGGCAAACAGAACGAAGCCCUGGAGACUUUGCAUCAUGCGAUCCUGCACAAGCGCUGGAAGAACCAGUGGUCCCCAACCCUGGAGAAAAUCAUAGAGCGCCACUUGCAGCUGUGUGUCGAGCUUCAGAAGAUGCGUUUUGCCAGAGAAGGUCUUCACCAAUACCGCGCGACAUGCCAAGCUGCGAACAUCCAAUCGCUGGAACAGGUCGUCCGAGUUUUCCGCAGGGCUGCAGAGGAGAAGGUCAACCAGGCCAAGAAAGAACAGGAUGUAAGGCUUGGUAAGGUGGCCGACUUGGAGGAAAUGGAUGCGCCCGAGACCAUCUUGCUCCAGGCCAUCCAAGCAGGGGACACGCGCCAGCAGAGCCAGGACAAGGAUGUGCACACCCACUUCCGUUUCCUGUGGGAAACCUACAAGGUGAUCUUGGAUGUGCUGAAGUCCAACAGCCGACUCGAGGAGGUCUAUCAUGAGACUUCGCGACAAGCCUUCGAGUUCUGCCGCGCAAACACAAGGCCUCAGGAGUUCAAGCGCCUGUGCGACAUUCUCAGGAAGAACUUCCAGGACCUUUCGAAGCGCACCGGUCCUACUGGACAGAAUCCGGUGCAGCCCAACAACGUGGACACCAUCACCAAGACUCUGGAGACGCGUUGCCGUCAAAUGCAAGUUGCAACAGAGCUGGACCUUUGGCGUGAGGCCUACAACACCUCCUCAGAGAUCUGUGAUCUCAUGACGGCCCUUGGAAAGGUCAAUCAGCGACCGAAGCCGCACCUUAGGUCCAUGUACUACGAGCAUCUCGGCCAAAUCUUCUGGAAGAGCGAGAACUAUCUCUUCCACGCCUUUGCCAGCUUGAAGAAUGUAUUCUUCGUAAAGGGAGCGAAGCAAAACAUGCCGAAGAGUGAGUUGGAGCUCCUUGCCUCACGCGCGGUGCUUGCCAUGCUUUGUGUUCCAUUUCAAGAGAACUCAGACAUCCAGACUUCCCUGGAGAUGUCCACGGAUGGUUCACAUCAGUACGAGAAGGCCAAGAAGAACGCCUUCUUGUUCAGCGCGCAGAGCGUACCAACUCGCGAUUCCAUCAGCAGUCAGAUUACAGAGAAGAAUUUGCUGAGCAUCGCUGCGGACCCUUGCGCGAAGCUCUUUGGAUUGGUGGAGUCGGACUUCACUCCGCUCUCGCUCUGCCAGGAUGCGAAGCCGUACCUGGACCAAAUCGCCUCCGACGAGAUUUGCGAGGGUAAGCUUAAGGACUAUGUUAUCCCACUGAAGCAGAUCAUUUUCUUCCGCUUGAUCAAGCAACUGUCAGAGGUGUAUGUGAGCAUGACCAUCGAAGAUUUCGAGAAUGCGGCAUCCAUUGUGCCCUUCAACAUCGCAGAGACAUGGAUGGCGAAUGCCUCACGUCAGCAAGGCAUCAGCAUUCAGAUCAAUUACAUGCAGAAGGCCAUCAUCUUUGGGGCGCCGACCAAAGUUGACAUGAAGAGCAUGCGUCAGCCGCUUAUCGAAAUUGGCUACAAGCUGCAGCAGGCCAUGCAAUGCGUUGCCCAGGAAGAGCUGCAGAGAAAGGACAAGCUUGAGAAGCAGCAUCUGCUCACAAACAUCAAGGAGAGGAUGGAGCAGGAGACGAGGUCUAUCCGACAGCGAAAGGAGGAGAUCGAAAGGCGCAAGGAAGAGAGCGAGCGUCGCAAGCAGAUUCAGGAGAGGGAGGCUAUGGAGCGUCAGCGCAAGGAAGAGGCGCUGGAAGCCGAGAAGGAGCGUCGCAGGCAAGAGGAGGAGAGAAAGCGCCGCGAGGUUGAGAAGCAGGAGCAGCGCAAGAAGGAGCAGGAGCUGCAGAAGAACCUGGAGGUGCUGGAGCAGAUGAAAAAGCAGGCCGAGCAGAGGGCCACCAACCUCAAGGUCGCCGGAAAGAAGAUUACAGAGAUCGAGGCCGAUGACCUGACCAAUAUCAGCUUCGAUCAGAUCGAAAAGGCGCGUGAGGCCCAAGUGUUGAAGGAACGCCAGGACAAGAUCCGCCAGCGCAAAGCCGAAAGCAAACGUGUCGAUCACCUGGCCCGUGCCUUGCGUGAGGAGGAGGCAUCUUCGCUGAAGCAGUGGUCUGCGGAUGUCGAGAAGGUAGAUGCGGAGCAGUUGGAGAAGUUCGAAAGCGCAAAGCAGGAGGAGCAGCGCAAGCAACACCAGAAUUUGCUGAAGGAAAAGGAAGAGCUGCUGCCGUUCCAGCACGUGAAGGACAAUUGGGCUGAGCAGCAGCUGGAACCCCGACGUUUGGACUGGGAAGAGGAGCGUGGGGCGCAGAUCCACCGUUUGACAAAGAAGGUUGUGCAGAACAAGAUUGCCCGCGCCAUGCAACGCCGGGACGCACAUGUCAAGGAGCAGAACGACGCCCGGGAGAAGGAGAAGCGCCGCCAGCAGGAGGAAGAGCGCCGCCGGCAGCGAGAGAUCGAAGAGCAGGAGGAGGCCGAGCGUCAGGAGCGCCAGAAGCGCGAGAGAGAGGAGAAGCGUGCUGUCGAGGAAGCUCGCCGAAGAGAGGACGAGGAACGCCGCGAGCGAGCAGAAGAAAAGCGUCGAGAGCGUGCCAGCAAGCCCAGAUUGAUGAUGCAUGUUCAGUUGGCCUUGGGCGAGUGCAGAUCGAACAUGCAGAGGUCCAGUCGGCGGAGAGUGCAAUCGAAGCUGCUUUCUGUCCUGGAGGGGGGUUAUUCUUUGCAUCGAACCAUCGCCAAGGAGCGCGAGAUUGAAGAGAGGGAGGCCAAAGAGCGCGAGGCACUUUCAACACGUCCAGAAGGAGUUCUCGUCAUGAAGUUUGAAUGCGUGGGUUGCCGAGCUGAUGCUGUCCUGGUUUGGUCCAGGCGGCUGCGGCAAACCGACGUGCAGGCGGCGGCGGUGGAGGAGGUGCUGCUGGAGGCUAGAAGAGCUCCGCGCCGUGCUGUGGCAGAAGAGGUUGAGGAAGGCGUGGAUAUCAGCGAGGAAGCCGCGGAAGAUGCAGAAAACUUCGAGGUCAAGUUCCCUGUGUACAGUAGAAAUGACAAUAGUAUUACCAUCAAGACAAAUGUGACGAUCUUGCCGCUGACGAAAACAGCCAGUUCCCUUCUUUCGAAAUACGGGGAAGUCGAGAUGGACUGUAUGGGAGCAAGAAGUGUCUUCAAUGCCAUCCGGGUCGCGUGGCUCCAACACGAAUGGAACAGCGGGAUAUCCGGAACAUUCAGACGACUCGGCGCGGGAAUAGCGCUGCGUCCGGACAUGCUGUCAGAUCCAUCCAUUCAAGCCACGCGGAUGCGUUUACACGUGGCUCCCGUGAAAUUGCCGGAGGCGGCUGUGGCGGCUCUGAGUCAGGACCAGGACGACGAGAAAGUUUUGAAGGCACCCACUUCCCUCGACUCUGCAGGAAGGGCUUCAAAAGCCCUUCAAAUUAGAGUUGAAGAGAGCGGGGCGGCUGCCAUUCAAGGUGUGGGACCGGAAUCUGUGAACAGCAUCAUGAAGUCGAUCUUCCGGGCCAACCAGCGCAUCCUCAACUUCGACGCCGAUGCCGACGUCCUUUGGGCUCUCCAAAGCAGAGUGGAAUUGGACGGAGGCAAUUCAGCCGUGCGUUUUGUUGUCUUCAAGGCUCCGCUAUGA